UCGAGGGGUUCGUCGUUAGCAAAAAAGGAAAAAAAAAAUUGUUCCUUAUGCACUAUGUUUUUCUUAUUUUGUUUCUCGGGUAUAAAAUGAGAAUAAGCUGAGGUCUCACCUUCACAUUUUCAAGCAAAAGGAAAAUAAUAUCAACAAAAAUGGGUGCUGCUCUUAAAUUUUUUUUUGCAAUUCUCAUAUCCAGUCUGCUAGGAAAGGGAAUGGGUGGAUGCUCCAUCCAGAGCCUUAAGUUAGUUCAAGGUAUGACUGGAGUAAUAAUCGAAGGGAAAUUUGAGUAUGUGGUGGUCGUAACUAAUGAGUGUAAUUGUGAACAAGCAAAUAUUAAAGUCGACUGCAAGGAUUUCCAGACAGCUAAGAGCGUUGAUCCUUUUCUGUUCAAACAUGAUGGUGCAGAUGGCACAAAAUGCGUCCUCCUCAAUGGAAACCCCCUUGGCAAUCACGAAUCAACAUACUUCAAAUAUGCAUGGGAUAAACCAUACCCCUUCACUGUGGUGGAUGCAAAAAUGACUUGCUAGAGCUUCAAGGUUUCUUCUGAUAUGUGCUGGGGGCAUCUUAUGUUUAACUAUGGCACCUUGUAGAUUCAAAAAUAAAUAAAAUUGAGCCUGGUUUCUUCUGACCUGUGCGGGGACAUCUUAUGUUUAAUCACGCCAAUUAGUUUUCUAGCUGUAGCUAUUUAGCAGUUAUUUAACUAAUAAUAAAGGUCUAUUUAAGUGUGCUCA
Molecule: messenger RNA, 728 nt
Organism: Macadamia integrifolia
Lineage: Eukaryota; Viridiplantae; Streptophyta; Magnoliopsida; Proteales; Proteaceae
Product: TPD1 protein homolog 1-like
Exons: 2
Coding region: 150-524 (124 amino acids)
Biological process (GO): cell fate determination
Source: RefSeq, a predicted model, not a curated record